AAAAAGAAAUGUUAAAUGACUUUGUGACGAAUUCAGGUGACCGCAUGUGUUCACCACUAUUCUAAUCACAGCAAAUCAUCAUUUAAAAAUCACCAAAAAAAGAGCAGCAUACAACCACUAUCCUUAUUUUUCUGCUAACAUUCACUGUCACUGUCUCCUUCAUCUUCAUCCUCCUCAUGCUCACUAUUCUUCAACCUCUUCAAUGGAGAAACAAAGAAGUUUCUCACUCAAACGCACCAAAUUCUUCAUCUUUUCUUCAACAGUCUUCUUCUCCAUUCUCUUUCUAACACUUUUCUCUUUCUGGGCGUUCAAAUCUGACCCUUUAAUCAUCAAUCAAGAAACCCAUUUUCAGUUCAAAGAAACAGAGUCCACCUCUGUUCGUUUUGUCACCAAACCCUUGAAUUUGAACUCAUCAACACCAAGAUUUGUGAAUCUGACUCAAACCCAUUUCAAGAAACCCUUAAAUACAUCUAACCCAUCAACAAGUUUGGAAAUUUUUGAUGGGUUUGAGAGAAAUUCAAGAAAUAUUGAUGGAGUAAAUGCUGGUACUGAAGGGGAAAUAAAUUCAAGUGUGGUGAAUCUGAGUCAAACCCAAUUUAGGAAACCCUUAAAUGCAUCAAACCCUUCAAAAAGUUUGAACAUUUUUGAGAGAAAUGUGAAUAUUUCUGAUUUGAAACCAGUUGGUGACAAGGUUUAUAAGGGUGGAAAAGUGUGUGAUGUUACAAAGGGGAAAUGGGUAUUUGAUGAGAGUUAUCCUUUGUAUUCCACUUAUACUUGUCCUUUUAUAGAUGAGGGUUUUGAUUGUGAGGGCAAUGGGAGAUUGGAUAAAGAUUAUAUGAAGUGGAGGUGGAAGCCUCAAGAUUGUGACAUACCAAGGUUCAAUGCGACAAACAUGCUGGAACUGAUUAGGGGGAAAAGGGUAGUGUUUGUUGGUGAUUCUAUCAACCGAAAUCAAUGGGAAUCCCUGCUGUGUAUGUUAACGAGUGCUGUAAAAGAUCCAAAAAAGGUGUACGAGACACAUGGACGGCGUAUCACCAAAGAAAAAGGAAACUAUUGCUUCAAAUUUGUGGAUUAUAAAUGCACGGUUGAAUACUAUGUUUCCCAUUUCUUGGUUCAUGAGGGCAAGGCAAGAGUCGGUAGGAAGCGCAUGCAAACGCUGAGGAUUGAUACGGUUGAUAGAGGCUCAUCGAGAUGGAAAGGAGCUGAUGUUUUGAUCUUUAACACCGCGCAUUGGUGGAACCAUUACAAAACAAGAUCCGGGGUCAAUUACUAUCAAGAAGGCGAUAACGUCAUACCUCGUCUCGAUGCAACAACGGCUUUCAGAAAAUCCAUGACAACAUGGGCAUCAUGGGUCGAUAAGUACAUAAAUCCACGAAAAACACAAGUCGUGUUUAGAAGUUCCGCCCCUUCGCAUUUCAAUGGAGGUGAGUGGAACGCAGGCGGUCAUUGUAAAGAAGCUUCUAGACCCCUCAACCGCACUGCCACCAAUAACCAUGCAGAAAAAAGUUCGAUUGUUGAAGAGGUUAUAAGUCAGAUGAAAACACGUGUCGAGUUGUUGAAUAUAACGAAUUUGUCGGAUUACAGAAUCGAUGGUCACCCUUCGAUUUAUGGAAGAAAAGGUGGCGGAUCGAAAGGCGAAGAUUGCAGCCAUUGGUGCCUGCCUGGAGUUCCAGAUGUUUGGAACCAAAUCUUGUAUGUUCAUCUACAGUCUAUGAUUAAAAAGAAAAUGUACAGUUAAUAAAUCAAUACUUUAUUUUUCUUGAAAUUUCCAGUAAAAUUACAUAAAUG
This is a messenger RNA of Helianthus annuus (common sunflower), 1788 nucleotides long. RefSeq names its product protein trichome birefringence-like 6. The record is from RefSeq and is a predicted model, not a curated record. Gene Ontology annotation, cellular component: Golgi apparatus. Gene Ontology annotation, molecular function: O-acetyltransferase activity. The transcript has 4 exons. NCBI's taxonomy places the organism in Eukaryota, Viridiplantae, Streptophyta, Magnoliopsida, Asterales, Asteraceae. Bases 203 to 1738 code for a protein of 511 amino acids.